UCAUUCCAAUUACACGCAAGUAAUUUUAUUCCUCUUGUUCAUACAAUUUACAAUUCUUUCUCUUGUUCAUAUAAUUUUAUUCCUCGGUCAUACAAUUUACAAUUCUUCCUUUUGCUCGUAUAAAUUUAUUAUUUUAUGGGUUAACAUAGAAAGCACAAUUAAAAAUCGGCAACUAUCCUUUAAUUUUAUAAAUUCAAACGAUUUAAAUUUAUCCCUUUAUAGGCACUAUAUUUUAUCUUCUUUGCAACUAUUCUUUGUAAGGCAAUAGUAGCUACCUGGUCCGCGUCAGCGAUCAUAAAAAAUGAAUAAUAAUUUUGUAAAUGUUUUUAAAAACAAAUGUAGUACUACUCUUAGUAAAAACUAACGCGUCUACCUUCGCAAUGGGUUUUAUUGGAUUUUCCUCCGCAAACAGCGUAAUGCUUGCGUUUUAUGUUAUGUAUGUCCCACGCGCGAUCAAAAUAAAAUUGCUUAUUUGCAUUUAAGUGCAGAUAAACCUUUAAUGUCUGCAUGGGUUUUUUUGACAGAAGGGAGCAAUGAUGUAUUUAUGAAAAAAAAACAAAAACAAUUGGGUUCGCGAUUCAAGCAUAAAAUGGUUUACAUUUUUAUUAAAAACAAAACUAAAAAGAAACUGUAUAGACAGUGACAUUUUGCUCCAAAAAAAAAAAAAUUUAUUUGAAAGAAAGUUCCACUUCAUUAACGUUCACGUAAACAAACGUUAUCCAAAUUAUUUUGUUUUAGUAACGCGCAUAAACUAUGUGUUAAAAUUGUAUAACGAAGGCAUUUUGGUUUUCGCCUAAUGCGCAGGAGCCCUCAUACCUAAAAUUUAUACGUGGAUCAACAUUACUUUCUAUGAGAGAGAUUAAAAGUUAUUGCCAAAUCACACGAAAAACGAAAAAGAUUUUAUACAUAGUCAGUGCCCAGCAUUUAUUUUUGUUUAAAAUCAGCGUUUUUUUAGCAAUUUUUGCGGUCUGCUUCGCAUAACAGAAGAGAGCCCGAACACAUUUGGAACAAAAGUAAAUUUGAAGAUAUGUCGGAAGGUCCAGGAAGCUCGAAACAACAAAUUGGUUUUAAAAAGCGCAGCUUUAAAAGGCCGACCAUUAUAAGGAAGCGAGAAUCGAGCGAGGAAUCAGGCGACAGUGAGAAAGAACAAUUAUCGACAGUAGUUCGUGUACGAAAUAAACGUAAGCAUGUCAAUCCAAAUUUUCAAAGUACAAAGCGCGUUAGUGGCAGAGAAGUUCAUAGUGAAAAAAAAGUUUCCUCAAGUGAUGAUAGUGAAAGUGAACAAAAAGUUGGUGUCAGCUAUAGAUCGGGUCGUACAACUGUUCCAAAUGGCCCUCAAGAUCAAGGCGCUACUUCGGUUAAUGAGAUUGAAACCGAAUUAGAUCGAGAUGCUCAGACAAUUCAUGAAAAAGCUCUGAAGAUCAACGAAGAGCUUGAAGGCAAGCCUGAUGAUAAAAUAUACCGUGGUCUAAACAAUUACGCGCAAUACUACAAAAAGCAAGAUAAAGCCGCUGGUAAUGCUAGUUCAGGAAUGGUACGUAAAGGGCCCAUACGAGCACCAGCGCAUUUAAGAGCCACUGUCCGGUGGGAUUACCAACCAGAUAUUUGUAAGGACUAUAAGGAAACUGGUUAUUGCGGUUUCGGGGACAGCUGUAAGUUUCUGCAUGAUCGAAGCGAUUACAAAGCAGGCUGGCAGCUGGAAUUAGAUUACUCGGCUCAACAGAAAGGCGAGUGUGAAUCAGAUGGCGAUGAUAGCAAAUACGAAAUACAUUCUGAUGAAGAAUCACUACCUUUCAAGUGUUUCAUAUGCAGACGAAGCUUCGUUAAUCCAGUUAUUACAAAGUGUAAGCAUUAUUUUUGCGAAAAAUGUGCUUUAGAACAGUACAAGAAAUCGCAGCGUUGCUUCAUUUGCUCUCAACAAACAAAUGGUAUUUUCAAUCCUGCCAAAGAACUGAUUGCCAGACUGAAAAGUGCCCCACCGGAUAAUCGUUGUUCGGGUGAAGAUGGUUCAGAUGAUGAUAGUGAUUAAGAAAAACUUCGUCUUUAUUUUUUCUGUUAUUUUUAAAUCUAAUCGUUCAAAAUUUGUUCCAUAAUUAGUAAUAUAGUCGCGUAACGUCCUUUCAUAGCUUCACACACAAAUAAGCAUAUAUGUAAAUAUAUAUCCUAUAUCGCGUUUACAUGACA
Molecule: messenger RNA, 2184 nt
Organism: Glossina fuscipes
Lineage: Eukaryota; Metazoa; Arthropoda; Insecta; Diptera; Glossinidae
Gene: mdlc
Product: E3 ubiquitin-protein ligase RNF113A
Exons: 5
Coding region: 1028-2029 (333 amino acids)
Biological process (GO): snoRNA splicing
Cellular component (GO): U2-type spliceosomal complex
Molecular function (GO): metal ion binding
Source: RefSeq, a predicted model, not a curated record